Messenger RNA from Conger conger (European conger), 3480 nucleotides. RefSeq names its product SEC23 interacting protein (gene sec23ip). Gene Ontology annotation, molecular function: protein binding; metal ion binding. Lineage: Eukaryota; Metazoa; Chordata; Actinopteri; Anguilliformes; Congridae. Bases 57 to 3026 code for a protein of 989 amino acids. The transcript is spliced from 18 exons. Gene Ontology annotation, cellular component: COPII-coated ER to Golgi transport vesicle. The record is from RefSeq and is a predicted model, not a curated record.
UCUGGAGAGCUUAGCCAGUGAGCUAGCUCACGACACCGGUUGUGUUUUGUUUGAAAAUGGCAGAGAAGAAAAAUAAUACGAGUUCAAGUACAAAUUUACUUUUCACUACGGCACCACAAUUAAACUUCAAUUUACCUUUCAUUCCUGUCAGUCAAGCGUGUGGACCUGCUGUCCUAUCGGGAGAUGACUCGGUGGAGGUGGGGGAGGAGGACAGUUUCCUUGGGCAGAGCAGUGGAAUCCCGGCGCAGCCGUCCACCUUGAACUACUUCUCCGGCGCGGCCAACAGCAACGACCCGUUCGCCUGCAUCGGGGCCCGGCCCGGCCCCUCCGCGUCUCCGUUCGGCCCCGCGGUGACGGCCCCGGCCCGCGCCCCCUCCCCCCUGCCCCCCGCCGCCCUCCCCCAGCCCCCCGCCACGCUGCCCCAGGGCCCCCCCGCCUUUCAGCCCGGCGCCGCGGCCUCGCCGCUCCUGAGCGCGCAGCAGUGCCCCCCGGUGUCUCAGUUUGGAACUGCGGUUUUCCAGAGGCCGCAGCAGAGCUCCCCCUCCCCCCCGGCCCCCCCCCAGGGGUACAACCCCUACCGCCACACCCCCCUGAGCAGCCGCGCCAACCCCUACCUGGCCCCCCCCGAACUGCAGCCGCACCAUGCCCCCCCCCAGCUGCAGCACGCGGGGUUCCCCCCGCCGACCCCCCCCAGCGCUGCGCCCCCCCUCCCACAGCCCGGGAUGCCCCCCCCCACACAGGGUCAGGUUCCUCCAAUCAGCGCCGGGCCCCUUGUCCCGGCCCCGCCCACCAUGCCGUACACCUACCCUGUGUACGAGCAGGUCCAGCCGCACUGGUUCUUCUGCAAACACGUCGAGUCCAAGAACAUCUGGCUUCCUUUCAGCGUCCUGGACUCUGUGCAGCUGGAGGAGACCUUCAACUCUGUCCAGCCGGACCCGGAGAGCGUGCAGGUGCGCACAGACGGGGGGCGCUAUGACGUGCAGCUGUAUGACCGGCUGCGCAGCGCCGUGUUCUGGGAGGAGGAGCCGUCAGAGGUGCGCCGCUGCACCUGGUUCUAUAAGGGCGACACCGACAGCCGCUUCAUCCCCUACUGCGAGGAGUUCAGCGACAAGCUGGAGAGUGAAUAUAAGAAAGCAGUCUUCACGAAUCAGUGGCACCGAAGACUGGAGUUUCCUACGGGGGAAACGAUUGUAAUGCACAACCCCAAGGUGAUCGUGCAGUUCCAGGCCUCCGCAGUGCUUGACGAAUGGGGCACCACGCAGGAUGGCCAGACCCGCCCCCGCGUCGUCAAGCGGGGAAUCGACGACGACCACGAUGAGAUCCCAGACGGUGAGCUGCCGCAGGUGGACCACCUGGUGUUCAUGGUGCACGGGAUCGGCCCCGUGUGUGAUCUCCGCUUCAGGACCAUGGUGGAGUGCGUGGAUGACUUCCGCAGUGUGUCUCUGAAGCUGCUGCACAGUCAUUUCCCCGCCCAUGAUGAGCGGCAGAUCAGCCGUGUGGAGUUCCUGCCCGUGCAGUGGCACACGGCUCUGCAUGGAGACGCCACCGGCGUGGACAGGAGGAUUAAGAAGAUCACACUCCCCAGUACGGGCCGGCUGAGGCACUUCACCAACGAGACGCUCCUGGACGUGCUCUUCUACAACAGCCCCACCUACUGCCAGACCAUCAUGGACACCGUCGCCAUGGAGAUGAACCGCCUGUACACCCUGUUCCAGCAGAGGAACCCCCAGUUCAGAGGGGGCAUCUCUGUGGCAGGGCACAGUUUAGGCUCUCUCAUCCUGUUCGAUCUGCUGUCCAAUCAGAAGACUGGCUCCCCGUCACAUGCCCUUUCACCCGCCAAUGGAAAGAGGCCUGUGGAGGAAAAACAGGCCGCCAGCUCGGUGUCUCAGACCAACGGCAUUAUGGGCCAGGCGCCCCCCCCGGUGGAGGAGCCGGCGGCGGAGGAAGGGGAGGAGUUUCCGGACCUGAGCGCCGUGCUUGAGCACCUCAGCCUCUCAGACUACCUCAGCACCCUGGAGGACGAGAAGGUCGACAUGGAGUCCCUCCUCAUGUGUACAGUGGAGGAUCUGAAGGAGAUGGGGAUUCCUCUCGGGCCCAGGAAAAAGAUCGCCAAAUUUGUGAAGGAACGAGCCAGCAAGCAGGAGAAAGCAGCACAGAGAGCAGCUAAUGCCCCUCCUCCUCCCCUGGCCCCUCCCAUCCAAUCUGAGCCAAUCCCAGCACCCCAUCCCGUCCAAUCAGAGUCCACCGCAGGGACCCUCUCAGUCCAUGGGGCGGUCUCCUCCAUGCCUGUGGACUACGACUACUUUGAAGUUGGCACAGGACAGGUCUCGGUGGUGUACCCCUCCCUGGACUUCCAGCCGGUAAGCUUCUUCGCCCUGGGCUCCCCCAUCGGCAUGUUCCUGACAGUCAGGGGCUUGGAGAGGAUCGAAGAGACCUACCAGCUGCCCACCUGCAGGGGAUUCUUCAACAUCUACCACCCGUUGGAUCCGGUGGCCUACAGGAUUGAGCCCCUGAUAGUUCCUGACCUGGAUCUGAAGCCCGUGCUCAUCCCCCAUCACAAAGGCAGGAAGAGACUGCACCUGGAGCUGAAGGAGAGCCUCAGCAGAAUGGGCUCGGACCUGAAGCACGGCUUCAUCAGCUCCCUGAAGACCGCCUGGCAGACGCUCAACGACUUCGCCCGCGCACACACCUCCUCCCCACAGCUGCAGGCCGAGCUCGAGAAGGUGGCCAAUCAGAUCAUCGAGGAGGAGGAGAAACAGGGAGUCGCCGGCGGUUCUGUAGUGGACAAGAUUGUGGAAAGCCCAGACUCCUCCAAGGAGGAGGACCCGCUGGUGAAGAUCGGGAUGCUGAACGGUGGAAAGCGCAUCGACUACGUCCUGCAGGAGAAGCCCAUCGAGAGCUUCAACGAGUACCUGUUCGCCCUCCAGAGCCACCUCUGCUACUGGGAGUCUGAAGACACCGCACUUUUGAUUCUGAAGGAGAUCUACAAAACCAUGGGAAUAUCUCCCGAACCGUCGACCCAUUGACAGACACACUCGAUAUCUGCACAUGCGGGUCACAGAUGUUCUGAAGCAGCUCCAGUCCAUCGAGUUUGAGCUCUGUAGUGUCAUUCACACUGAGUUAUACUGUCGAGGCAGGCUGAUUAACUUAAUACCUUCUUUUUUGUAUUUUUUAUUUUGUAUCCCACUUUCCUAAAUCUAAUGUAUUAAGAUAUAUAUUCAUCUGUAUUUUGUCGAGGCCAAAAAAAGAACAUUUCAACCGAAUUAAACUGAAGACUUGCUGUAGAAAUGGUGUUUUGAUCAUGUAAAAUUAAACUACCGAUUGGGGUUUUGGAAUAUUACUUGUAGUUAAUCCACCAAUUUGUAUCAAAAUCGUUUUAUUCCUUUUAUUUCUGCAUAACUGGAGACCAACCAUUGCCCUUGGAUGGGUUAUAGUUCGCUUGGCUGACCAUAGAGUCAUCCAAUAAAGACUUUAAUAUCA